Molecule: messenger RNA, 1321 nt
Organism: Colletotrichum phormii
Lineage: Eukaryota; Fungi; Ascomycota; Sordariomycetes; Glomerellales; Glomerellaceae
Product: tetracycline resistance protein from transposon
Exons: 4
Coding region: 1-1185 (394 amino acids)
Molecular function (GO): FAD binding
Source: RefSeq, a predicted model, not a curated record
AUGUCGAAUCCCAAGAUAGCAAUCAUCGGAGCAGGACCUGCAGGGUGCCUCUUAGCACGCCUCUUACACCUAGCCAACAUCGAAGCAACCGUCUUCGAAAGCGAAGCCUCGCCAAACUUCCGAUCGCAAGGCGGAAGUCUGGAUCUGCACACAGACACGGGGCUAGCCGCGCUCAAGGAAGCAGACCUCUUUGACGAGUUCCUCAAGCACGCGCGCUACGACGGCCAGCACAUGGCCAUCGUCGACAAGAACAACAAGUCCUGGUUCGUCAACUCCGCGACAGGGUUCGGUAGCACGGUGCAGGAGCGUCCGGAGAUUGACCGCCCCAAGUUGCUCAGAGAAGAUGGCAGUCUCGUCUUUGAACAUACCACUAUUGGUGGGUUUGAUCUCGUCGUAGGCGCGGACGGGGCUUGGAGCAAGGUCCGCAGACUCUUCGCGCCAGAUAUCAAGCCUCUAUGGACGGGAAUCAUGUUAUACGGCAUGAGCAUUCCGAACGCGGCCGGGACGGCGCCCGAGGUCUACAAGCUCGCCAACAGAGGUAGUUUGUUUGCCAACAGCGACGGUAAGCGUCUCUCAAUUCAACAGAUGGGCGAUGGCAGCCUGAGUAUAUAUGCGUCGAGCACAGGCGGCGGGGAGGACUGGGCGUCCCCCGAGGUCUGCGGGUAUGGUCCGCACGACCUCGAGGCAGUCAAGAAGGCGCUUUUGGCGAUCACCAAGGCUGCGGGGGAGUGCACGCCGAGGUCGCUUUAUAUGCUGCCCGUAGGCUUCACGUGGCCGCAUCGGCGCGGUGUGACCGUCAUUGGGGAUGCGGCACACUUGAUGACGCCCUUUGCAGGCGAGGGGGUCAACGUUGCGCUCGAGGAUGCGAUGAAGCUAGCCAGAGCCAUCAUCAGCGCUGUCGCUGAGGGCGGCGGUGCAGGUGCAGGUACAGGUGCAGAUGCAGCCGACUAUCUAGACAAAAGGAUCGAGUCGUUCGAGAAGGAAAUGUUCCCGCGCAUGGAAAAGGUGCAGCGGCUGACGGACGAGCUCAUGCACGACUGGAUGUUCACGCCUGGCUCGCCGCGAACGACCAUCGCGACGUCGAUAGCGAGGCAUGUCAAGUUCGAGACGCCGUGGGUGUUGCAUCCGUUGGCGAGUGCCAUGGUACACUCGUUCUUUUUCAUGCGCAGGAUGCUGGCGUCUUAGUAGAAGCGGUGACUGGCAACUGCGCAGAUGUGUGGCUGAGUUUUAUUUGCAGAACGCGGUGUGUGUAACGACGCACGAUAGGUUUUGGAGUCGGGUUAAGGUCCCUGUAGCCCAUGUUCGCUUUAUUUUCCGCACU